Molecule: messenger RNA, 600 nt
Organism: Castor canadensis (American beaver)
Lineage: Eukaryota; Metazoa; Chordata; Mammalia; Rodentia; Castoridae
Source: RefSeq, a predicted model, not a curated record
UUUUUUGGUUGAAGUACAAUGCUAUUUCUAGUUAGGCAGGUGAGAAAUAUUGGUAGUUUUAGUUAAUUACUUUUUCUAAGAUAGAUUUAACCAUUUAACUUUUUGCUUACAUGUUUGACAAUAGGUGGUUUGUGUGAAGAUUUGUGUGCUAGUCAUGGUCCAAUGAGCUUGGGAGAGCUGGAGUUGCUGCCAAAUGCAAACCCUGUUCUUCCCACAAUACUUCUUACAACUCAAGAAAAUGAUGUUAAUUUACCAGAAGCAGCUGAAGAUUUUUCUCAGUAUCAACAAAAGCAAGUCCAGGAUGUUAAGCAAGCUGAAUACAAACAAGCUGUACAAAGUCAUUUAAUACAUGUAAGAAAUAAAUGUGACAUUUUACUUUCACAACAAGGUGGUGAAGCAGUGCCACUCUUCACUUCGCAAACAUCACCUACCAAGAUGUCCGUGAUGCUGCCCUCCACACACUUGGAGAAUGACUCUCAGUCUCUGAGCAUCAGCACUGCACAGGGGGAUAUGGAGUCCUCAGGGACAGACACCUUCUGAGCGGGAAGUGAGAAACCAGCAGUGUGUUCAUGAGGGCUUAAAACCAUCUCUCAUUCUGAA